Messenger RNA from Cervus elaphus (red deer), 1686 nucleotides. It is a transcript of the gene FANCL, whose product is annotated as FA complementation group L. The record is from RefSeq and is a predicted model, not a curated record. Gene Ontology annotation, cellular component: nucleus; Fanconi anaemia nuclear complex. The transcript has 14 exons. The coding region runs from base 57 to 1181 and encodes 374 amino acids. Gene Ontology annotation, molecular function: ubiquitin protein ligase activity. Gene Ontology annotation, biological process: interstrand cross-link repair; protein monoubiquitination. NCBI's taxonomy places the organism in Eukaryota, Metazoa, Chordata, Mammalia, Artiodactyla, Cervidae.
CGCAUGUGCGGGACCAGCGGCCGCCGGUACCCAGACGAUUCCAUGGACCGCGAGCUAUGGCGGAGACGGAAGCGACCCUGCUGCGCCAGUUUCCGCUAUUUCUGCCCCAGAACCGGGCGAAAACCGUGUAUGAAGGCUUCAUUUCGGCUCAGGGAAGAGAUUUCCACCUUAGACUAUUGCUGCCCAAAGAUUUGCAGCUGAGGAAUGCAAGAUUACUGUGUAGUUGGCAGCUGAGAACAGUACUUAAUGGAUAUCAUCACGUAGUACAACAGAGAAUGCAGCAAUCUUCUGAUCUGGUGAGUUUUAUGAUGGAGUUGAAGAUGAUUUUGGAAGUUGCUUUAAAGAAUAAAAAAGAACCACAUGUACUAUCUCCUCCUCCCAAGUUCUACUCAAGCCUUAUUGGAGAGAUAAGAACUCUUGGUUGGGAUAAGCUUGUGUCUGUGGAUCCUUGCUUUAGUACCAUCAAGUUAAAAGCAGAUGUUUCUGGUAGAGAGCAUCUAAUCACCGUCAAGUUGAAGGCGAAGUACCCUGCAGAAUCACCAGAUUGUGUUGUGGAUUUUCCUGUUCCAUUUUCUGUUUCCUGGACACCACAGAGCUCCUUAAUAAGCAUUUAUACUCAGUUUUUGGCAGCAGUGGAAUCACUGAAGACAUUCUGGGAUGUUAUGGAUGAAAUUGAUGAGAAGACUUGGGUACUUGAGCCAGAAAAACCUACACGGAGUGCUACAGCACGCAGAAUUGUAUUAGGGAAUAACGUUUCAAUAAAUAUAGAGGUAGACCCCAGGCAUCCCACUAUGCUUCCCGAGUGCUGUUUUCUUGGAGCUGACCAUGUGGUAAAACCCCUGGGAAUUAGGCUGAGCAGAAACAUACAUUUGUGGGAUCCAGAAAACAGUCUGUUACAAAAUUUGAAAGAUGUUUUAGAAAUUGACUUUCCAGCUCGUGCUAUCCUGGAAAAAUCUGAUUUUUCUAUGGAUUGUGGGAUUUGUUAUGCCUAUCAACUUGAUGGUGCCAUUCCUGAUCAAGUGUGUGAUAAUUCACAGUGUGGCCAGUCUUUCCAUUAUAUAUGCUUAUAUGAGUGGUUGAGAGGACUACUGACUAGCAGACAGAGUUUUAACAUCAUAUUUGGUGAAUGUCCGUAUUGUAGUAAGCCAAUUACCUUGAAGAUGUCUGGGAGAAAAGCCUGAAAUAAGAAUGCAGCAGUCCUGUGAAGAGCCAGAAACUUAAAUUAUCAAAACGAUUUUAUUUGAUAACUUCAGAGAAAAUAUAAAGCAAGACAUACUAAUAUCAAAAGAAAAAUAAUGGUGAAGCUGUAAUAAUAUAUAUCCACUUUUAUCUCUUCACUAAAUGUAAACUGGGACACUGCAAACCAAAAUCCUGUAGAACUGUCUAAUUCUGUGACCUCCAUACCAGUUGUAGAAGUGUUUGUGUACCAAGAUGGGGAGCUUGACUUGUUGAACAUAUCUGGAUUGGUAAAAUCUUGAUGGGGUUCAUAACAUGAAUUUGGGAAUUGUAUACAGCUGGAUUUGUGUGGAGAACUUUUUACAUCAUUUUGAAAUUCUUGAGACUCACAAUAUUUUUGUCUUCUUCUUGUGCUUUCCUAUGAGAAAAUACAUAUUUAUUACAUGUUAGGUUUGAGUUAUCCAAGUACUUUAGUGUACUCUUUAAGAAUGCUAAAUAAAAUGUGUUACA